AUGCAGCGCCGAAGACAUCCACAGGCACGCAACACAGCCAAGCAACGCUCUCCGCGGCUCUUCCGCGGCGCCCUCGCAUCGCCGCCUCUGAGCCACGCUGGCGCCCUGCCUCGAAGGGCUUUCGUGGGAGGGUUUGGCGGCUGCUUUACCUCUCAGCUGCUGCGUCGUUUUGCUCUGCCGGCCGCGCUUGGUGCCCCCGGCGGCGCCAUCUUCGUUUUUUUCGCGUUCGCGGACGCCGCGCGCGACGAUCCCAUGCGUCCCGUGCCGCGCGUGUUGGUCGUGGGGAUGUUGCUGCGGGGAGAACGACGGCAGCGCCUGUCUCUGCGGAAAGGCGGAGGCGGCAGGCCCGCAGGCCGCGGCGCCGAACACAGUCCCAGGCGCGAUCUCUGCAGCCUGCGUCGUCGGCUCGCGCGCCUCCUCUUCCCCCCCCCUCUCGCCUUCUUCGCGGCGCCCUUCGGCCCCCGAGAGGCGGCCUCUCGCGUCGGCAAAGCCGGAAAAAACGGAGAGGCGGCAGAGGCCUUUCGGCCGCCCGACGCAGCCCGCGAGGCGGCGGCCGAGCCCCUGCUGCUGUGCCGAGGCGAGGCCACGAGCGCUGCCGGCGGCGGCGAGGGAAAGGGCGAGGGUGAGGCUGAGGAAGCGGCGCUGCGCCGCGGAGAGGCCAGCAGCAGGCGGACGACUGGCUCUCUGCUUUCCGCCUUGCACGCGCGCGGGUCGCGGAGAAAGUCAGACACAGGCGGCAGCGGCUCCACGCCGAACGCGGCGGCGGCCGCCUGCAGCGCGGCAGCAUGGGCGAACGCGGGCGGUGCAGGAGACUGGGCGGCGCAGGCAAAGGGCCUGAGCGACGUCGGGUCGGGCGAGGCCGGAGGCGCCCGGACGUUGCGCGGAAGCAGAGGCCUCGCGGGCGCGAGGAACUGCGGCGGAGAUGGGGCGCCCGCGUCGGGCUGGUACGCCGCAGAAAAGGAAUUCGUGUAA
Besnoitia besnoiti is the source of this 972-nucleotide messenger RNA. RefSeq lists its product as uncharacterized. NCBI's taxonomy places the organism in Eukaryota, Apicomplexa, Conoidasida, Eucoccidiorida, Sarcocystidae. The coding region runs from base 1 to 972 and encodes 323 amino acids. The transcript is spliced from 2 exons. The record is from RefSeq and is a predicted model, not a curated record.